GGUCACAAACUCCACAAGCCUCUCUCUCUCUCUCUUGUCUUCUAAAUUUAUUGAUUGACUCGUCACCUCACCUCACCUCGAAACAAACAAAUUAGGGUUACAGAUUCCUGAAUCAGAGUCCAUGGAAGAGAUUACAGACGGAGUGAACAACAUGAACUUGGCCGUUGAUUCCCAGAAGAAGAACCGGAUUCAAGUUUCCAACACCAAGAAACCAUUGUUCUUCUACGUCAACCUCGCCAAGAGGUAUAUGCAAGAGCACAAUGAUGUCGAAUUGUCUGCCCUUGGGAUGGCCAUUGCAACCGUUGUUACCAUUGCUGAAAUACUCAAGAACAAUGGUUUUGCUGUUGAAAAGAAGAUCAUGACUUCAACUGUUGAUAUUAAGGAUGGCUCAAGGGGACGUCCUGUGCAGAAACCUAAGAUUGAAAUUACGCUUGGCAAGUCAGAGAAGUUUGAUGAGCUAAUGGCUGCAGCCAAUGAAGAAAAAGAAGCUGCAGAAGCUCAGGUGCAGAGCUGAACGUAACGUUCUUAUGGUUAUGGUUUCAUGGGUCUUUUCUUCUCUCGUGAUGCUUUAUAUUAUUUGUUUAAUUUCAUUGAUUUUUGGCUGAAUCUGAGUUGUUAUGUUGGGAUGGUUUGUUGUACCUGUUAAAACACUUUACCUACAAUACUAUAUGAUAUGAACAUUGAAGAUGUUUCUUUUGUUGUCUU
Messenger RNA from Brassica oleracea var. oleracea, 705 nucleotides. RefSeq lists its product as uncharacterized. Gene Ontology annotation, molecular function: RNA binding. Gene Ontology annotation, cellular component: nucleus. The record is from RefSeq and is a predicted model, not a curated record. Bases 122 to 514 code for a protein of 130 amino acids. The transcript has 5 exons. Lineage: Eukaryota; Viridiplantae; Streptophyta; Magnoliopsida; Brassicales; Brassicaceae.